Molecule: messenger RNA, 180 nt
Organism: Arabis nemorensis
Lineage: Eukaryota; Viridiplantae; Streptophyta; Magnoliopsida; Brassicales; Brassicaceae
Source: the annotation of a GenBank genome assembly
AUGUCGGAACCAGCGAGUCAAGAAGGAGUUUUGGGAAGGAGCUUCAGAUACAUGGGAGAGACCAAGGAGCUUAGCCUUCAUGGUUCCUUUGAUCUCUUGACUCAAAGACAAAUGUUGGCUUGGAAAGAGAGGAGUUAUAGCGCGUAUAGCUCAUUCCAAACAGAGCAGAGAACCGCAUAA